Messenger RNA from Cornus florida, 2547 nucleotides. Its product is annotated as CDPK-related kinase 3-like. Gene Ontology annotation, molecular function: ATP binding; calcium-dependent protein serine/threonine kinase activity; calcium/calmodulin-dependent protein kinase activity. The transcript is spliced from 12 exons. Gene Ontology annotation, cellular component: cytoplasm; nucleus. The record is from RefSeq and is a predicted model, not a curated record. NCBI's taxonomy places the organism in Eukaryota, Viridiplantae, Streptophyta, Magnoliopsida, Cornales, Cornaceae. Gene Ontology annotation, biological process: peptidyl-serine phosphorylation; intracellular signal transduction; protein autophosphorylation. The coding region runs from base 465 to 2258 and encodes 597 amino acids.
GAUGGUUUAACAGUUGAUAGCAAGAAGCAACCGAGUAGUAGAGUCACUCUUCUAUUUCUCAGAUGCAUCGUAACUAUCUCCAGCCAAAGGAAAGUCCCGCGCUUUCUACAUAGGGAUUCUGCAAUUUCAACAUCUUCAGAUUUUCCUCUUGUAUUCUUCCUUUUUUUGGACUACAUACUAUAAUAGUAUAUAUAUAUACUAUAUACAUAACAUCUCUCUUCUACAGUCUAUCUAUCUGACUCGAUUCUUUUCAUUCUCUUCUUUUAUCGUUUUCUCGCCGUAGAUCUCUUCUGUCUCUCUCCUCAAAUUAUUUUUAUUUUAUUUUUUAUAUUUUAUUUUAUAUAUUUUUUCACCUAUCUCACCCAAACUUUAGUUGAUCUUCAGAUCUGUUUGGGGAUUGGUUUCGACCUUCAGAUGCUUCGACUCUGAAUUUUGACCAGGUCGCGAUCACUGCGGGAGAGGCCAUGGGCCAGUGCUACGGUAAGACCAUUCCCACUGGCGAUAACGACGGAACCACUAUCACCACCGCCGCCAGUGCCGCUGCCGAUCGACCACCGUCCACCCCAGCACGCUCCUCGGCUAACAACGGCUCUGUUAGGUCAGUCAAAAACACACCAGCUCGAUCUUCGGCAACCAGUCCAUGGCCCAGUCCCUACCCUCAUGGCGCUGCUAGUCCGCUUCCGGUCGGAGUGUCUCCGUCUCCGGCCAGAUCCACGCCGCGAAAAUUCUUCAAGCGCCCGUUCCCACCUCCUUCGCCGGCCAAGCACAUCAAGGCUUCUUUGGCUAGGCGGUUUGGCCAGGCGAAGCCCCGGGAGGGCCCAAUUCCCGAGGACGGUGCUACAGAGUCUGAUCAUUCCCUUGAUAAGAACUUCGGUUACAAUAAGAAUUUCGGUGCCAAGUAUGAAUUGGGGAAGGAGGUAGGCCGGGGGCAUUUUGGUCAUACGUGCUAUGCCAAGGGCAGAAAGGGAGACCUCAGAGAUCAACCUGUUGCUGUGAAGAUCAUCUCCAAAUCCAAGAUGACAACCGCGAUAUCAAUCGAAGACGUUCGUAGAGAAGUGAAAAUAUUGAAGGCUUUAUCAGGGCAUAAGCAUCUGGUCAAAUUUUACGAUGCUUGUGAGGAUACCAAUAACGUUUACAUAGUCAUGGAAUUGUGUGAAGGUGGAGAACUACUUGACAGAAUAUUGUCAAGAGGUGGAAGAUACACAGAAGAUGAUGCUAAACUUAUUGUUGUGCAAAUUUUAAGUGUGGUUGCAUUUUGUCAUCUUCAAGGAGUUGUGCACCGUGACUUAAAGCCUGAGAAUUUCCUUUUCACCUCUAGAAAUGAAGAUGCUGAUAUGAAACUUAUUGAUUUUGGUCUUUCGGACUUUAUCAGACCAGAUGAAAGACUUAAUGAUAUUGUUGGAAGUGCAUACUAUGUGGCACCAGAAGUCCUCCAUAGAUGUUACAGUCUGGAAGCAGAUAUUUGGAGCAUAGGUGUUAUCACCUAUAUUUUGUUAUGUGGAAGUAGACCAUUCUGGGCAAGAACAGAAUCUGGUAUUUUUCGUGCGGUUCUAAGAGCUGACCCGAACUUUGAUGAUUUACCUUGGCCUUCUGUGUCAUUAGAAGCAAAGGACUUCGUUAAAAGGCUUUUGAACAAGGAUUACAGGAAAAGGAUGACUGCUGCUCAAGCUCUGAUGCACCCAUGGCUGCGGAGUGAAAACCAACCUAUCCCUUUAGAUAUAUUGGUUUAUAAGUUAGUAAAGUCAUACCUUCAUGCUACUCCUUUCAAACGUGCAGCAUUAAAGGCUCUCUCAAAAGCUUUAACAGAGGAUGAGUUGGUUUAUCUUAGAGCUCAGUUUAUGCUUUUGGAACCUAACAAAGAUGGACGUGUCUCGCUUGAUAAUUUCAAAAUGGCUCUUGUGCGAAAUGCAACUGAUGCAAUGAAGGAGUCAAGGAUUCCUGAUAUUCUCAAUGUGAUGGCGCCACUGUCCUAUCGGAAGAUGGACUUUGAAGAGUUCUGUGCAGCUGCAAUCAGCACAUAUCAACUGGAGGCUCUUGAAAGAUGGGAGCAGAUUGCAUCUACAGCAUUUGAGCUUUUUGAACAGGAGGGUAACAGAGUGAUCUCAGUGGAGGAAUUGGCUCGGGAACUGAACGUGGGCCCAACAGCUCAUUCAAUACUCAAAGAUUGGAUCCGAAGCUCUGAUGGAAAGCUCAGUUUACUUGGGUAUACCAAAUUUUUGCAUGGCGUGACCAUUCGCAGCUCACAUACAAGACAAUAGUAGGUUCUUUUUAUCGAUUGAUGAAAUGGUGCAUGACCAUUCGGUUUAAAAAUUCAUGACAUUUAAAGGACUUUAAGGAUUUCGUUUUUUUCUUUUUUCCAUCAGAGUGGGGAAAAAAAAUGUGUACAAAUGAAAAGUAGCAGUUGAGUCAGUUGGGAUUAGGCAUAUUUAAAAUUAAUUAAUUUUUUUUUUUCUCCAUGCUUAUACUCUUUGCAGAUUGUAAAUCUGUUUUGGGUUGAGCUCAUGGUCCAAAAUUAUAUAUAGAAAGUAUUCAAAAAUUUUAAUUUCA